GAAAUAAAUAAUCCAAUUUUAGGAAAUAAGCUCCCUUAUAAGUUAUAAGGCUUACAAGGGGAAAAAAGAGUUAGCAAAAUGGAGUCCUAGAUGUUUAUUGCCCAAUAAAAAAAUUCAAGGUCGUGUCAAAUCGAUAAUAACCAUUACAAAAUGAGCCCGAAUUACAACUCAUGACUGUUUGUUCUUGGAAUCGUCUUUCCUCCUCUUGUCUCGAUAAUUCUUGGAGUGGAAAUCCAGGAAUAGAGCCAAAAGGGAAGCAUUGAAAACCGCAUUGAAGCACCAACCCGAUAUUCCGGAGCAACCCGACCCAGUAAAGUGAAAAUACAACAUCAACCCUGAAAUCGCAAAGCUAAACACAAACUGGAUAAUCUGGCAAUUCGUUACCAGCCGUUUCCACCACGGUCGGUAACCCAGUGCGCAGAGCAAGUAGUAGGCGUACAUUAGCACGUGAACGGAGGCGUUGGUGACCAGUGCGACGGGGAACAGCGUCUGCGCCGUCGACAGCCAGAGGUAGCACAUCACCACCACCACGGCGUGGUGGUAGACGUGGAGGAAUGAGAGCCGUCGGGUGCGGGACCCACUGAGGAUGAUCAACAGGGUGUCAAUGAAUUCGAGAAUCUUCGAAAGAUAGAAAACUUGGGCCCAGAAGAACGUUGGUCCACGCGGAGGCGUGUGAUUGGCCGGGAAGCAGACCACCCAGCUCCAGUCGCGAUUAGGCAUCUGGUGGAAGGCGGCGAGGGAGCAUCCGGCGGCCAUGACGAGGGAGAGGAGGCAUAGGAUCAGGUUGUGCGCGGCGGUGAUGAGACGGAGGGAGACGGAGGAGAGGGGUGGGAGAAGGUCAAAGCGGUGGAGAGAGAGAGUGAUUCCGAGAUAGGUGAUGACUGUGACGGCAAGGAAAGGAGGAGAGGAGCCUAAUGUGUGGCCUUGUUUCCACUCGAAUUGGCUUAUUGCUGGGUGGUCCACCAGCCAGUAGCGGACGGCGGAGAUGAGAACCUCCAUGGCAGCUGGAUAGAGAUGAAACGAUUUUUGUCUGGGUUGAAGCUAAACUUUACCCUCUGUCACUCUGUGAAGGAGGGUUUCAGAUAACCCUCGUUAACCGACGGACGAGUACAGACAAGACAGGUAAUGCCACUCGCCAUUUGCUCUGGCACGGUCCAUUUUCGGCCCAAACUGUUUUCUUUUUUCAAUGGGCAGUUUGACAUGGUUUAUUUCAUAGAAAUUGCUCAGGAGCAAAAGCGUUUUUGAAAUUUUAAAAUAGGAGUAUCAUGCUUUUUAUUACCUGAAUAUGAGUAAUCUGACAAGUUCGAAAAAAAAAGCCAUGUUUCAAAGCCUAGUAAUGCCAAACUUGGCAGAAAUUUAUUCCUAUUCAAGGAAUAAAAAACAUGAUAUUCCUAUUUUGGAAUUUCAAAACUUUUUUACUCCUAUUUAGGGAAUUCUCUCUUUAUUUUAGGGAAUUUUUGGUGGACUAAAAAGUGAAAAUAAUAUCACUUUUUUUCAAUUUUCAAAGUUUUUUCAAAAAAGAUUAAAGAAGAUUUUCUUUUCAAAAAUAAAACAUGAUCACUAUGUCUGCUUGUUACGUAGAAUUUGCACAAUGAAGAUUUUUAAGAAAUUGCAUACGGAAGAUUCAAAUCCUUUUUAUGCGCCAAUCUACCAACUUUUUACUCCAUUAUUUGUUGGAUAUUAUUUUUGUGUUUCUUUUUGUUGAUAAAUUUGAUUUUUUUUGUUUUAUAUUGUUUUUACAUGUUUUUUGUUGUUGAUAUUAAAAAUUUCAAACUUAUUCAAAAAAAGAUGUUUGUGUGUGUAUGUGUGUGUAUAUAUACAUACAUAUAUAUAUAUAUAUAUAUAUAUAUAUAUAUAUAUACAUACAUAUAUAUAUGUGUGUGUGUGUAUUCUAUAUUGAAGCUCGAAAUGAGGAAAAUGAUUUUAAUUACAACAUUUGGUUUUGUUGAUUAAGAUAAGAUGAAAGGGCCGGUAAGCAGCCAGUGGUAAUUGACAUAAUUAACUAUGCAUGAUAAACAUGGGUAUUUACAAUUUUAGUCCCCCAAACAUUCAAUUCAAUUGUGUCCGUUAUUAAUCCUAUAAUUUUCCUCGUAUGCAUAUUUUAUCCCGUAACUAAUAAAUCUUUACAAUUUAAGGAUUUUUUUCUUAAAUUGUAUCCGCAAAGUGUACUUUUAAUUUGGCAGUAAAGUUCUUAAAUUGCAUGGUCCGUAACUAAAGUUAAAAGACUAAUAACAGUCUGUAACCAAAGGUAUGACUAAAAUUGUAAAUCUCCAUCAUAAAUAUUCCAUUGUUGACUCAGAUUGGAAAAUGUAUUUGCAUGCAUGCAGAUUGAAAAGGUAGUCAUAGACUCCAAGUUCUUAAUUAAUUACUACUAGCUUGUUCUUUACUUGAGAUGAGGGGAGACAUGAAGGAUGAAGAAAAGAUAGAUGUGCAAAAGGGGCAAAAGCAAAUCAAAGCAAACCCCGUUUAGAAAUUUUGCUGGAAGGAAGACUGCAAUCCCAGAAAGUCAUCCUUAGUUUGCCCUCCCUCCUUCCUUCUCAUUCUCAAGAGGACCUUCCUGAACUGUGCAUCUAUAUAUUUCUAUAGUAAAAGCCUUAGCUUAGCUUUAGUGUAAACUUUCCGCCCUCUAAUAAAAACAUAAUCUCUCCCUCGACCGAUCUGAUGCCUAUGAACCUUUUUCAUGGAGUGGAUAUCCGAGUGAACGGGUUCCGGAGAAUGAGAAGAUACCAUUACUACUGGUGCAGGCAAUGCCGGAGAUCGGUCAGAACUGUUUCGUCAAACCCCGUUGGGAUAUUAUGCCCCCGUUGUUUCGCCCAAGUCCGGUUCGAACUGGACGCUACCCGAAGCAGACUGAGGAGGAGGAAUGAAGAAGAAGAAGGCUCUGCAAGAGGAGGAGGGUUGCUUGAUGCUUUGGCCGUCCUGCUGGAUCCCCCACUCGGUCAAGAAGACCAAAACCGUGAUCUCCGGCAAGUCCAUCGUUCUCUUGUGAUCUCGCAGUUCAUUGGUCCUGAAGAACAGACUAAUCCCCGGCCUCCUAUGCCGGUCUCUCCGGACGAAAAUGAUCGAUUUUAUACUGACCCCCAGCUGACCGCUCCUGAUGAAGAAGAAAGAUUUGGGCCGCCUCCGGCGACAUCUUCAGCCAUUGAAUCUCUACAGAGAGUGGUGAUCACUCCAGCUCAUUUGGCCAUCGACUCGACCUGCGCCGUAUGCAAGGAUGAGUUUGAGGUUGGUGAUGAAGUGAGGGAGCUGCCUUGCAAGCAUUUCUACCAUUCUCCCUGCAUUCUCCCCUGGCUUCGAAUCCACAACACCUGUCCUGUUUGUCGCUGUGUUCUGCAAAGCUCCCCGACCCAUAAUGACGAAGAAGAUAAUCGUCCUUCUGCUGCAGAUCCUUUUCACCGCGAAGAAGAAGAUGAUGGAGAAGCUGCUGAGGUCGACCUCAUUAACCCUGUUGUUCGGUUUUGGGAUUGGAUUUCGUCUUUAUGGCCUUUCAGUCUGCUGCCGAACUGUAUGCACCCAUUAACACAUCGUCCUCAAACCUGGCUCCUUCUUCUAUAGGUGAGAGAAUAGCUUAAGAAUUUGCAUUGGUUAUGAUAGAGAUGGGGUUCUUGUACAAAUGACUAAAAUAAACAUGACGUACAAAUGAGUACUUAAUUUAAAUUAGUAAAUUUUCAUGACUAAUAUCAUAUUGAAUUUCUACACUACAGUAUCUAUAAAAAUGCACUCGAAG
Molecule: messenger RNA, 3727 nt
Organism: Cuscuta europaea
Lineage: Eukaryota; Viridiplantae; Streptophyta; Magnoliopsida; Solanales; Convolvulaceae
Source: the annotation of a GenBank genome assembly